UUUGGAGAAAGAAUCAAGAAAACAAUGGGCUGAGAAGUGGCCCCCACCCCGGCCAGAGUAUAUACUUACUGCGCUCUUGCUCCGUUGCUCGUGCAUUUCUUCACUCAUGUAUUCAUUACACGCACAUGCUCCCAGAGCCUUUGCCUUAAAUUGCAAGUGUGAAGUGUGAUCUUUUUUUGUUUUUGUUUAAUUUAAAAUUUGAUGUUUCCUCUGCUCUAUGCACCAGUUUUUGGCUUCAAUCUCUCACUCUAUAUCUCUGUGUAUCUUUCUUGAUUCAUCAUUAUCACUAUGCUCGAUUUUGGGUUUCCACUCGCACUCACCCCUUUCUCUGUCCGCUUCUUUCUUUCCUCAUUGAACUUUUUUUUGAUGCUUUAAAUCACACUUUAGCUGGGAGUUAAUUUUCAGAAAAACUGGAUCCUCCUUCUCAAGUCUUCUCCUUCGUCCUCUUUCAAGCUUCAUCUUAUGUUAAGCUCGGGGAACUAUUCUAUGCUUUAGCUUAGUUAAGCUGGACACUUAUAUAUCAAGAGUUUGUUGACAAGGGACCUCACAAAUUGGCAAUCCAUCUUCAAAGUUCUGACUACUGAGCCACCACCUUUGUAGAAUUGAUUAUAUGUGGAUAGGUGAAUACCUUUCACCCCCAAUGGAAUCCUGAAAGCAAUGCCAGCCGCCCAGCACAGAAAUGCUUUGCACUGCAAAUGAUUUAUUGGGUUGGAAGGAUUUUCCAAGUGGGCUUAGUGUUCUUCUCCUCGAUGAAGAUAGUGAUUCUGCUGCUCAAAUGAAAGCAAGACUUGAGGAUAUGAAGUAUAUAGUUUCAUGGUUUCAAAAUGAGAAUGAAGCUGUGUUAGCAAUCACAUGCAAAUCAGUGGAAUUUCAUAUUGCCAUUGUGGAGGUGAAUAUUAGCAACAGAGAUGAGGUAUACAGAUUUCUUGAAAUGGCUAAAGAUUUGCCUACUAUAUUGAUAUCGAAUGUUCACUGCCUUAACACCAUGAUGAAGUGCAUAGCGCUUGGUGCUGUUGAGUUUCUUCAGAAGCCGCUCUCAGAUGACAAACUAAGAAACAUUUGGCAGCACGUCAUUCAUAAGGCUUUCAAUGGAGGCAGCAGUGGCGGGGAGAAAGACGUGUCUGAAUCCCUAAAACCCAUUAAAGAAUCUUUAGUUUCAAUGUUGCUGCAGAUAGGGUGCUGCAAUGAAAGUGAACAAUCAAACACGUCAAUGCAGGAAAACAAGUACCCAGCUCCUUCAACUCCCCAACUCAAACAAGGUGUGAGGAGAUAUAGUAAAGAUGGGGAGCAAGAUGGGGGAGAAUAUACUAAAUUUGUCGAAACUACUUUUUGCGACUCGGUUUCCCAAACUACACCACCACCAGGAGAUGGUGUCAUUAAAAGGGAAAGGGAAUCGAGCCCCGAACAGAAUGGUAAUUAUAACCACCGUUCAGAGAGAAGCAAGGAUGCUCGUGUCACCAGUAAAAAACAGCCUGGUUUCAAUGGUUCAUGUGAGGUGACAACAAAAGCUUAUAAAAGGAAAUUAAAGGUAGACUGGACACCCGAACUGCACAAGAAGUUUGUACAGGCGGUUGAACAACUCGGUGUAGAUCAGGCCAUCCCUUCCCGAAUUCUGGAACUGAUGAAAGUUGAAGGCUUGACGAGGCACAAUGUAGCCAGCCAUCUACAGAAGUACAGAAUGCAUCGCCGGCAUAUAUUGCCAAAAGAAGAUGAGAGGAGAUGGCUUCUCUCAAGAGAUACUACACAAAGGACUUACUAUCCUCAUAAGCAACCCAUAAUGGCCUUCCCACAGUAUCAUUCUACUAACGCCCUUCCUGCCAGGCAAUUCUACUCUGCCUGGGGCUGUUAUCCUGGUGUCCAUGUGUGGGGCUCACCUUGCCACUACCCCGGGUGGCAACAGAGAGAGGAUUGGGACUGGAAGACUAAUGCGGGGGUUUAUGCUCAUGCAUGGGGCUGCCCUAUUAUUCCACCACCUCAUGGAUCAUAUGCAACACUUUCUCAGAAUGCAUUGGGGGGACGAUGCAUGAGCGGUGGAACGCCAGAGGGAUACGGCAUGCCAGAGAAGAAGACAUUUGAUAUCCAGCCGGCAGAAGAAGUGAUUGACAAUGUUGUGAAGGAGGCAUUAGACAAUCCGUGGAUGCCCCUCCCUCUGGGGCUAAAGCCUCCUUCAACCGACAGUGUUCUAAAUGAGCUAUCCAAACAAGGUAUCUCAACCAUCCCUCCUCCGGUCAACGGCUCACAUAUGCGCUGAUAUGGCCCUCUCGUGCCUGAAUGCGGCACUCAAUCACGGAUCCAAGGAAGAUCCACCUUCACACGCGCGGCAAAGGAAGGUGGGUCUGGUCCAACUUUGAGCGUACUGAUGUUAAUAAAACCUCUCCUGGGCAAUUUGAAGAAACUAUUCUUAUUCAUACCAUGCUGCUCUUCCUUUGGGGUGGUCACUCGUGGUUGUAACUUGUAUAAGCGGUAGGCCAUGCAAUAAUAAUAAUCAUAAAUAAUGCAUCUGUUGACCUUUUGGCACAUGCCUCAUGAAUAAAUGAAUAAUUUAUGGGCUUUCAAGUUCAAUUUUCGCCUUUUUGUGUACACCACUAAAAUCGUAAUACUUUCUUAGCAGCAAUUGCAAUUGGAACAAAA
Messenger RNA from Cuscuta epithymum, 2631 nucleotides. The record is from the annotation of a GenBank genome assembly. Lineage: Eukaryota; Viridiplantae; Streptophyta; Magnoliopsida; Solanales; Convolvulaceae.